ACCCUCCUGGCCCUGGUGUGCGAUGUGGAGGGUGCACUGGGGGCCCAAGACACUGGCCCAGGCUGGACACCCAGGGCCAGACUGUCAACACUGCCCUGCAGUCAUUGCAGGGUGGGGUUGGCAGAAGAGCAAGGAGGCACUCUUGUAGAAAGAGGAACCGGGCAGGCUGAGGAGGAGAAGCGGGCCCCUGGGUCACGAGGCCCCAGCAGGGCCGGAAAGGACUCUCCACCCCCAACAGCAUGGGACAAGGGGUAUUCAAAGCUGGAGGACAGACCCAAGUAACAUAGGGACUGCUUCGUUUCCGCCUCAGUUUCCCCUCUGCAUGCAACUGGGCACCUCACUCCCAAGGGUGUGUGCUGGAGCAGGGAUCCUGUAAUGCCUGGGGGACAGAAGGUGAGGCCUUGAGGGUGACAGGCGGUCCUGCCUGAGCCGGUGGGGGGCGGGGCCCGGAGGCCCGCGCUGGGGGGAUCCCCGCCCGCCGGGUUUCCUCCGGGGUCAGCCUGGCUCCUUAUCAGGCGCGGCCAGGCAGCCAGGCCCUUAUCUGCACUGGCCCAGCAUCCUCCAGCCGCUGCGCCAGGGGUGAGAGGGAGGAAACCGGGCCGCCAGGGGCGGGGAGAGGGUGGGCGGCCUGGAGCUGCUCACUUUCCCUGGAGGGACCUGCCCUGUUGCCGCCACUGCUUCUGCCGCGGUGGCCCUUGGGAGCCAAGGAAGAGGGGCGGCCCGAUGCCACAGCCCGGACGGGGCGGCCGACUAACUACCAGGGCCACGGAGCACAGAGGCUGGAGCAGGGUGCUGGUGUCUCGCCUGAACCUGGAACCGCAUCCUAGCCCUGAAGGACAGAGUCAGGGCCAUCUGCAGGCAGCUGCAGCAGCGCUGGGGUGAGCACCCCCUCGGGGUCCAUGUGCCCGCCCGAGGCCCAGGCGGAGGUGGGCCCCACCAUGACUGAGAAGGCCAAGAUGGUGUGUGCUCCCAGCCCGGUGCCUGCCCUGCCCCCAAAGCCUGCCUCGCCUGGGCCCCCAAAGGUGGAGGAGGUGGGCCAUGGAGGCUCCGCCUCGCCACCCAGGCUGCCCCCUGGCGUACCAGUGAUCAGCCUGGGCCACACCAGGCCCCCAGGGGCAGCUGUGGCCACCACAGAACUCAGCACCCUCCGUCCCCCACUGCUGCAACUCUCUACCCUGGGAACCGCCCCACCCCCCCUGGCCCUGCAUUACCACCCUCACCCGUUCCUCAACAGCCUCUACAUUGGGCCAGCAGGACCUUUCAGCAUCUUCCCUAGCAGCCGGCUAAAGCGGAGACCAAGCCACUGUGAGCUGGAGCUGGCUGAGGGGCAUCAGCCCCAGAAGGUGGCCCGGCGCGUGUUCACCAACAGUCGGGAGCGCUGGCGGCAGCAGAACGUGAACGGCGCUUUCGCUGAGCUCAGGAAGCUGCUGCCAACGCACCCGCCCGACCGGAAGCUGAGCAAGAACGAGGUGCUCCGCCUGGCCAUGAAAUACAUUGGCUUCCUGGUGCGGCUGCUGCGCGACCAGGCGGCGGCUCUGGCCGCAGGCUCCGCCCCUCCCGGGCCCCGCAAGCGGCCGGCGCACCGAGGCCUGGACGAUGGCGGCGCCCGUCGCGGGUCGUGUCGCAGGGCCGAGGUAGUGGUGCACCCCCAGCCCGCGCCUUCCGGCGGCCCCGACAACAGCCGCGGCGGGACGGGCCGACCCAUCAAGACAGAACAAGCGGCUGUGAGCCCAGAGGUGCGAUGACCUCCACGGUGUUGCCUCUGAGCUGAAGGGCACUGGAAAGUCAGCCCAGGGCCAUCUAGGAAGGGGCGGACGACGCGCUCGCAGGGCCUGAUCUGCACCGAACUCCCCCGAAGAAGGACCAGUGAGGAGUCCCCUACAGGGGAAAGGGCCCCGCGGUCCCCCAGGGCGACCGUCGCCCCCAGGGGCUUGAAGACCCUUUUAUCGCCCACGGCUCGCUGGAAGUGGCCUUGUCCGCGUACCCCUUACGUGGGGUGAGGUCCGGGAACCAACACUUGAGAGCGGCCAUUGGACCCAAAGGGGGCCUAAUUUUUCCGAGCUGGGGUCACCGAGGGAGUUAAGCAGGGGCCUGAGAACACGCUCCUUUCUCACUGGCGCCCUCUCCCGGAGACUGAGAGAUCCGCACUCCUCGACGGUGGCGGUGGCCAGCCUGGCUCGAGGCUGUGAGGCGGGGAAUCCACGCGGCCACCCCAUCCCACCGAUCCCGAACCUGUCCCGCACGACUGCGUUAGCGAAGGCUCGGGCGCUCUUGCUUUUGUUUUUCUUUAUUUCUUUAUUUCACAUACACAUUAGCCAUUCAAUGGAGAAGCCGGAGAGAGUCAGGCAAAGAUGGUAUAACAGAAGCGCAGUGACGGGGGCGGGGUGGGGUGGGGCGGGGCGGGGCGGAGAGGGAACGUACGGGCUGGCUGCCUACUUGCAUUCCGCUAGGACACUGAAAACCCAGAAAACAAAACAGACAGUAAACUACCCUUGUUUCUUAUGUAUCUCAGUGCAGAGACGGGGGUGGAGGGCAGAGAGAGGAGGAGACCAGGCUGAAGGAAGAGGAGCGGAGGGACGGGGACGCUAAGGGGGAAGCACACCAAAUCCAUUAGUACUAUAUAUAGAGAUACUCGUAUAUACUGCGUUUCUUAGCCUAAGAAGAAACUUGUUUGACGGGACGGGCGGCCUUUGCGGUCCGCGAUGCUGGUGCUGGUCGGGCGCACGGAUCUCCCGGGCCGAAGCGGGACUGGCCCAGGCUGGCUGGCGGGGGGACGGGGGGGGGGGCGCCCCAAGGGUGGGUGGGGGGAGCAGAGGCGGGGCUGGGGUGCCCCUUGGGCUCUCGAUUGGGGGACGAAAAUUCUCGUGACUUUAUUGCUCCUUUAUUUUCUCUCGUGUGUGGGGGAGGGUCCGUUCAGCACGGUCGGGGUGGGGAGGUGGUGGGUCGUCUGAGCCACCCGGCCCCUCUGGGACCCAGAGCGCGGCGUCCGCUCCGCCAGCACGGGGGUGAGAACAAGGCACUAGGUCGGCCGGCCAGCGCGGGGGCGGGUGUGUAAGGCAGUCGACGGGGGUUGGUUGCAGGGUGGGUAGGAUGGGGCUGUGUGCGGGGCCGUGUGCGUGCGUGCGUGCGUGCGCGGGCCUGGGCGAAUCGACCUGUCAGCUUGGCUGGUCCUAUCCUGGAGCGUCGAGCCUUCCCCGUGCUCCCCGGAGGGUGACGGUGGUGGGGGGCGGGGGUGGGAGAAGUGAUGUCGAGUCGCGGGCGCCGGGGAAGGGGGAGGGUGGGGUGGGGAAGAAACUACCAACUUGCCGAGCGCGCUCCUGAUAAUGCUGGUGAGGGUCAAGUUGGCGUCUGGCUCAAAGAAGGACGCUUUGGGGACCUCUGAGGGAGGGAGGGGACCUUUGUUCGUUGGCAUUGACCUCUGCGGGGGAGGGGCUGGGGACCCGCCGCCGCGCCCCCGGGCCCGGACCGUGGAUCGGGCGAGGAGGGGGCGCUGGGCCCCAGGGAAGGGACGCCCGGGGAGACCCGCGGCCAGAGCAGCCCGCCGCCGGGCGCACGCCGCUGUCCCGUUCCGUUAAACUCAACAAAGAAGGGAUAUGCGUGUUCCUAACAAGUGCAGGAUAUUUAAUUGAUUCAUAAACUUAUGUAUAAUAGUUUGUGGGUUUUUUAAAACGUACUUUAUAAUGUAAGAAGCACCAGGGUUUUUAUGUUGAAUUAUCUUUAAAAUAAUUUUCUCUCGUCCUUUUCCUUUUUGAUCUUGUGUUUUUAAUGUCGAGGUUUUUUUUAAUUUUAAUUCUAAAAUGUGAACGUUUCCUUCAGCCCUCCCACCGAAACCGAGAACGAACGACGAAGCAAAUAAAAACCCCAGAUCAUCCUCGUCAACGCAGGAAAACGACUUAAAAAAAAAAAAAA
This is a messenger RNA of Capra hircus (goat), 3909 nucleotides long. It is a transcript of the gene LYL1, whose product is annotated as LYL1, basic helix-loop-helix family member. NCBI's taxonomy places the organism in Eukaryota, Metazoa, Chordata, Mammalia, Artiodactyla, Bovidae. The record is from RefSeq and is a predicted model, not a curated record. The transcript is spliced from 4 exons. Bases 900 to 1745 code for a protein of 281 amino acids. Gene Ontology annotation, molecular function: DNA-binding transcription factor activity, RNA polymerase II-specific; RNA polymerase II cis-regulatory region sequence-specific DNA binding; protein dimerization activity. Gene Ontology annotation, biological process: regulation of transcription by RNA polymerase II.